AUGCGGAGGCGCUGGUAGGGGGGCGCGGGGAGGGGGUCGGUCGGGUCCGCCAUGGCCGCGAACUGCGCGGGGGCCGCGGGGACGGCGGCGGGAGCCGUGGCCGCGGUGGGCUCGGCCCUCAGCGCCAGCAAAACCAAGACCAAGAAGAAACACUUCGUGUGCCAGAAGGUGAAGCUGUUCCGGGCCUCGGAGCCGCUGCUCAGCGUCCUUAUGUGGGGGGCGAACCACACGAUCAACGAGCUCAGCAAUGUUCCCGUCCCUGUCAUGCUAAUGCCCGAUGACUUCAAAGCCUACAGUAAGAUUAAGGUGGACAAUCAUCUAUUCAACAAGGAGAACCUGCCCAGCCGGUUCAAGUUCAAGGAGUACUGCCCCCUGGUGUUCCGCAACCUGCGCGAGAGGUUCGGCAUCGACGACCAGGACUACCAGAACUCGGUGACGCGCAGCGCGCCGGUGAACAGCGACAGCCAGGGCCGCUGCGGGGCGCGCUUCCUCACCACCUACGACAGGAGGUUCGUCAUCAAGGCCGUGUCCAGCGAGGACGUGGCGGAGAUGCACAACAUCCUCAAGAAAUACCACCAGUUCAUCGUGGAGUGCCACGGGAACACGCUGCUGCCGCAGUUCCUGGGCAUGUACCGCCUCACGGUGGACGGCGUGGAGACCUACAUGGUGGUGACCAGGAACGUCUUCAGCCACAGGCUGACCGUGCACAGGAAAUACGACCUGAAGGGCUCAACAGUGUCGAGGGAAGCAAGUGACAAGGAGAAGGCCAAGGAUCUGCCAACCUUCAAGGACAACGACUUCUUGAACGAGGGUCAGAAGCUGCACGUUGGAGAAGAGAGCAAAAAGAACUUCCUGGAGAAGCUGAAGAGGGAUGUGGAGUUCCUGGCGCAGCUGAAGAUCAUGGAUUACAGCCUGCUCGUGGGCAUCCACGACGUGGACAGGGCGGAGCAGGAGGAGAUGGAGGUGGAGGAGCGGGCGGAGGAGGAGGAGUGUGAGAACGACGGGCUGGGCGGGAACCCCAUCUCCUCGUACGGGACCCCCCCCGACAGCCCCGGCAACCUCCUCAACUACCCGCGGUUCUUCGGGCCCGGGGAGUUCGACCCCGCGGUGGAUGUGUACGCCAUGAAGAGCCACGAGAGUGCCCCCAGGAAGGAGGUUUAUUUCAUGGCCAUCAUCGACAUCCUCACGCCCUACGACACCAAGAAGAAAGCUGCACACGCUGCCAAGACAGUGAAACACGGGGCCGGGGCUGAGAUCUCCACCGUGAACCCCGAGCAGUACUCGAAGCGUUUCAACGAGUUCAUCUCCAGCAUCCUGACAUAGUGCUGAGCCCGGGCAGAGCAGGAGCCCUGCUCCCUGCAGGGCAGGGAACCUGCUGCAGCUGGGGGCUGCUGCUGGAUCUGGGGGGCUCCUGCUGGAUCUGGGGGGCUCCUGAUGGAUCUGGGGGGCUCCUGUUGAACCCAGGGGGCUCCUGCUGGAUCUGGGGGGCUCCUGUUACACCCAGGGGGCUCCUGUUAAAUCCAGGGGUCUUCUGUUGAACCCAGGGGGCUCCUGCUGGAUCUGGGGGGCUCCUGGCACACCCAGGGGGCUCCUGCUGGAUCUGGGGGGCUCCUGCUGGAUCUGGGGGGCUCCUGGCACACCCAGGGGGCUCCUGCUGCAGCCUGGCACCUGCAGGGACACCGUGGGGACACCGUGUGACAAAACUCAUCCUCAUCCUCGCUGCACCAGUGGGGUUUUUAUGUUACAGAAGUGCCCAGAUUUCACAUUUUGAGGGCUUUUCCAAACAAGCCAAGUGCAUUGUUGCAGCACUGCUCUGCCCUGUGACCUCCUGUGACACGUGGCACUGUCCCCAAGGGGGGCACUGUCCCCAAGGGGGGCACUGUCCCCAAGGGGUCACGUUCAGUGGAGCAGUGCCUGAUUCACAAACCACUCCUUGUUUUACUUUGUGUCGUUGGUGGUGUUGUUUUAUUGGACUGGCUUUGCCAGAAAAUCCCCUUUUAUUUCCCUCUGGGUAGGAAUUGGAAGGAAAAAGAAAUAGUUCAUCAUUUCAAGGAUGGAAAAUGUAACUGAUAAAAGGAGGAGUCACUGAACUUUAGGUAAAUUCAGACUGGGACACUUUAUAUUUUUUUGGUUAAUUUAAGUAACAAAAAAAGAAAAAAGAAACAAAAAAACUUUUUUGUAACUGCACUUGAUUUACAAGAAAGAUGAGGGAAAUGAACAUCUACCAAAGAUGAUCUCUGAAAAAAAAAAAAAAAUGAACAAACAAGGUUUAACUCCUAAAAUCUAAAAACAAUCAGAGUGAGAAGUGAGAGAGGCAUUGACCAACCUCAGCUCAUGAUGUGCUUGGACCUGGGAUGAUUCCAAUUGGAGAAGUUCCUAAAAUUGAAGAAUUCCUAAAAAAAAACCAUUUAAAAAGGCAUUUUUGUACCUGUACACAAGAUUUGGAGCCAGUUCCUCAGUCAGAACUGGCUCUGAGCUGCACCACAGUCCUGCCAGUGUUAAUCAGCCAGUUAAUGGUUCAGUCUUCCUGGGUCUGCCCUGGCAGAGACUCCUGGGCUGCUUUUUUGGGAUUUUCAUUGUUUCAAAUGUGACUUGCACAGGGGGAAUUGGCCUGGCUGCUCCAAGCCCUGCAGGAGUGCAGCUGCAGCAAAUUCCUUUUCCAGCCCCACGAAGGAUUUUGGGACUGCCUGGAGUGACUCCAGGACGCUUUUAACCCUUUCACAGCCGAGCUGGGCAGACUGUGGGACUCCUUAGCUCUGCUGCACAAGUUACAGAACUUUUGGUUCUUUGUUUUGAGAUUUUUUUUUUUUUUUUAAAUUUCUCUUUUUAAGCAGGAUUUAGAGUUUUGAACAAACCUCUUUGCAGUUGAAAUGUGUUGCUUAAUCUGCCUUGGAACUGUUUUUCACACAUGCCUUUGUUUGGGGAAUAAGCUGGUGGCAAUGUCUGUCCUGUGCUGUAACAAUUUUUUGCUGUGUGGAAUUUUGGUCCUUUUUCAGAGAUAACUGGUGCUCAUCACAUCCUGGUAAUUCCCCUAAAUCAAUUCCCCUAAAUCAAUUCCCCUAAAUCAAUUCCCCUAAAUUAAUUCCUCUAAAUUAAUUCCCCUAAAUUAAUCCUGGCUCUGGGCUGGAUUUUAAAUGUGGGGCUUGGAGGGUUUUUAUUUUUUUUUUAUUUUAUUUCCUCUUCACCCCCUCCCCAUUUCCCAUUUUCUCACCUUGGGAGGGGCUAAAAUUGGAGCCCCUGAGAGUGCACUGUAAAUAGAAUUUUGGAGAAAUGAAAAAUUUGGGCUCCUGAUGAGAUUUUGGUCGUUCCCUUUGGUGUGGGACAAAUUUCUGUGGGAGGUGUCUUAAGGUGUAGAGCUGGAAAAGCCACAACCCAAAUGCAGUUAAAAAAUAUUUUAAAAAGGAAAAAAAAAAAGGAUUUGGAGGGCAUCAUCAGCUUCAUUUUGUGGGCAUUAUAUUGGUUGCUUCUCUUUUAAUAAGCACUUAAGUUUAUUGCUAAUUAGGAAUUAAACACCAAUCACUUUUUAUUCCUGACAGUUUAAAAAAAAAAAAAAAAUCUGCAUUGAAUCUGCAACUUUGGCCUGGUAAGUUUGGUCUUCUCCUUUUGGGGAAAGUAGAUGGAAGUUGUUUUAUCUUGAAAUCAUCAAUUAAAAUUAAAAAAAGAUAAAAGGGAGAGAGAGCAGGAGGUGGGUGAACACCACAAAGCAAAGAAAGGGGAGUGAAAAUGGCAAAAAUCUCCUUUAGUGAAUUCCAGAAUAAUGAAUAAGGAAUCAAAUCAGAAAUUCCUGCAGAAAUCCUUUCAGAGCUGUGAAAAAAAGGAAAUAUUUUCUUAUUGCUGGGGUUAAAUUUGCCUGUUUGAGGUGAUUCUCCCCUUUAGCACUGCCCCAGCUCUGCCCAGUUGCCAUAAUGUGGAUUAAAAGUGAUUAAAAGUGAUUAAAAGUGAUUAAUUGCAAUUCCCUCACUAAUGAUGUUUGACCCAGGUAUGGAACUUUGUUUAACAGAGGUUUUGUAUAUUGUUUACAUUUGGAGAAGUAGCAUUACCUUAAAAAUGCUAAUUUUUUUUUGUUUGUUUCUAGACAGUAUUUUUAUUACCAGAACAAGAAGUGAAGCUGCAAAUAUUUGAUUUGUUUUUAAAAGGGAUUUUUUUUUUCCUUUCUGUUUGUUUGCUUUUUGUUUUGCUUUGUUUUGUUGGUAUUUUUUUUUUCUUUUAAAUCUUGUUUUAGGUCACUUUUUUAACUCAGUAUUUAAAAAAAAAAAAAAAAAAAGGAAACCCAGCCCUUUUAAUUCUGGUUUUACAACUGCCUGUGUUAGUUUGUCUGUUUCUGGUGUGGAUUUAGUUCUAGUUUUGCUGAAUGUAGCAAAUAUUUGAUAUUCCUGUCUUUAGCAUGAACCCUGCAGAACACAUUUAACUGACAGGAUUUGCAGCAGAAUUCAGGAUUUUUAAAUUUAUUUUUGGCCAAAAAAAAAAAAAAAAAAAAAAAAAAAUUCAGUCCAGUGGAGUUCCAAAUAAUCAAUGAGCAGCAUCUCCCUGAUCUGAAAAACCCUGAAAACCCAAAUCUGAGCUGGGCUGGGCAUUUCCACCCUCCCUAAAAACCCAAAUCUGAGCUGGGCUGGGCAUUUCCCAACCCUGAAAACCCAAAUCUGAGCUGGGCUGGGCAUUUCCACCCUCCCUGAAAACCCAAAUCUGAGCUGGGCUGGGCAUUUCCACCCUCCCUGAAAAUCCAAAUCUGAGCUGGGCUGGGCAUUUCCACCCUCCCUAAAAACCCAAAUCUGAGCUGGGCUGGGCAUUUCCACCCUCCCUGAAAAUCCCAGGAGUUUUUGGGAUUUGGGGGAGCAGCCCCAGGAGCCUUCAGCCUCCUCCUCCUCCUGCUCUGGGCUUCAUCCUGAGAGCCACAAUCAUGGAAUUAAUCUGGAAAUCACCCCAUGGGAUGGAAUUUAUCCUGUGAGGAUGGAAUUCAUCCUGUGGGGAUGGAGUUUGUGCUGCAGGGAUGGAAUUCCUUCUGUGGGAAUGGAAAUUAUUCAGUGGGAAUGGAAUUUAUCCUGUGAGGAUGGAAUUUGUCUUAUAGGCUUGGAAUUCAUCUUCUAGGGAUGGAGUUUGUCUCAUGGGAUUGGAAUUUAUCCUGUGGGGAUUAAAUUCUUUCCCUGAGGACAGAAUUCAUCCCAUGGGAUUGGAAUUCCUUCUGUGGGGAUGGAAUUUGUUCCUUGAGGUCAGAAUUCCCCCCUGGGGCAGCAGGGGGAGGCCCCAGCAAGGAAAACUGAACCACUUGGAGUCUUAUUUCUUUUUUUUUUUUUUUUUUUUUUUUUUUUUUUUUCCUUUCUGUUUUUUGGGAGGGCAUCAGGGUGGAGAGCAGGUUGUGGUGGUGGAUAUUCCCAGUCCAUGACUACUAUGCAGUCCUUUUCCAGGCCUCACCUGGAGUUUCACCCCCAGCUGAAGGAUUUUCCCCCAAAAUCAGGGGGGUGUCCCCAGCACGGCCACAGCCCCGAAUUCCCAAAUUUCCCAUCCCUGCAGAGCCACUCCCAGCGUCCCCUCAGCCCCUGCCUGGUGUCUGGGAUGGAUCCCAGAGAACUGGGAUGGCAGAGCUCUGGACACACCAUUUUUAGUGGAAACCACUCAAAUUUGUGAAUUUGUGCUGCUCUGGGCAGCUGGAUGGGAGUGGGACGAGCAGAAUCCACACACAGGUCAUGAGGGUGGGCAGGGCUGAUCAGUGCAACUGAAUUUAAAAUAUAAAAAAAUGUGAAUAAAUUAAGUUUAAUGUAAAAACUAAAAAAAAAAAAAAAUUUAAAAAAACUAAAAAAAAAAAAUUUAAAAAAUGUAAAAAAAGAACAUUCUAGGUUUUUUCACUGCUGUUUUUUAAAUAGGAAUUUGAAGUCCUCUGUGCUUGUCUGUUUGCUAGGAGCAGUUUGAGACACUGUUACUGUUUUGAAAUGCAUGCAUGUUACAAGAUGAGUCUCCAACCAGAGAAAAAACAAAAAAAUAAAAUUAAAACUUUGUGUACA
Messenger RNA from Oenanthe melanoleuca, 5996 nucleotides. It is a transcript of the gene PIP4K2B, whose product is annotated as phosphatidylinositol-5-phosphate 4-kinase type 2 beta. Lineage: Eukaryota; Metazoa; Chordata; Aves; Passeriformes; Muscicapidae. The transcript is spliced from 10 exons. Gene Ontology annotation, molecular function: phosphatidylinositol kinase activity. Bases 52 to 1323 code for a protein of 423 amino acids. The record is from RefSeq and is a predicted model, not a curated record. Gene Ontology annotation, biological process: phosphatidylinositol metabolic process.